This is a messenger RNA of Larimichthys crocea (large yellow croaker), 5074 nucleotides long. It is a transcript of the gene tmem178a, whose product is annotated as transmembrane protein 178a. NCBI's taxonomy places the organism in Eukaryota, Metazoa, Chordata, Actinopteri, Sciaenidae. Gene Ontology annotation, biological process: negative regulation of osteoclast differentiation; regulation of cytosolic calcium ion concentration. The coding region runs from base 222 to 1241 and encodes 339 amino acids. The record is from RefSeq and is a predicted model, not a curated record. Gene Ontology annotation, cellular component: endoplasmic reticulum membrane. The transcript is spliced from 4 exons.
GUUAUUGUUGUUGUGUUUUAGUUGUAAUUCUGACCUUAUGUAACGUUAUGUUGUGAGCGAGUGUUUUAUUCUGAAGGUUCCCUGGGUGAGCUGCCGGUGCUGAUGCGUGUUACCUGCCGUCACCUUGACGCAGCUCUGACGGUCCGGAGUCGGCAUGACAACGCGCUCUCGAGAGCAGGCGGGGAACUGCUGACGGGUGCGAGCGAGGAUGGCAGCAGAAGAUGCCCUGUAACGGAGACAGCGGCGGGAACCGAGCAAACACCAGCACCGGGACCUGCUCCGGCACCGGGAGUGACCCACUCCAUGUCCCGGUCAUGGAGAGAGCCCGGCCGGUGACGGUGACGGUGUCCGCGGUGAGCCUCGCGCUCAGCGUGCUGUCUCUGCUGCUGCUGGUCACCGCCAUCUCCACCGACCACUGGUAUGAGACUGACACCCGCAGACACAAGGACAACUGCGACCGCCACGGAUCCGACUCCAACGACCAGAAGAACCGGGAGAUGCCCAUUUAUCACCUGCCGCUGGUAGACACCGGCAGCGGCGGGGCCCGGCAGCGGGACGUUGCGCUAAUGAAGCCCGUUCAUGUGGGGAGCAGAGAGGAGGAGCUGCUGGAGAACUGGAGGGCCAUCCUGGGGAUGGGCAUACUGGAGACCGAGUGCGGCAGGCCGCUGUUCUCCACACACUAUGGCCUGUGGAGGAAAUGCUACUUCAAGAGUCUGGACCCGGACAUCGACAAGCUCAUCGACCGGGGUAUUGCGGAUCGUUGCACAGCUGUCAAGUAUCACUUCUCUCAACCAAUCAGACUGAGGAAUAUCCCUCUGAACCUGACCAGAACUAUCCAACAGGACGAGUGGCACCUGCUGCACCUGCGGCGUAUCACAGCAGGGUUUCUGGGUAUGGCGGCAGCCGUCCUGCUGUGCGGGAGCAUCGUGGUGUCAGUCGGCUUCUUCUGGGAGGAGAGUCUGACGCAGCAUGUCUCUGGACUGCUGUUCCUCAUGGCAGGGAUCUUCUGCACCAUCUCUCUGUGUACGUAUGCAGCCAGUGUGACCUACGACCUCUCCAGAAACCCUCCCUUUAUCUACGGUCUGCCAGCUGAUGUGGAUCAUGGUUAUGGCUGGUCUAUCUGCUGUGCCUGGGCCAGUCUGGGUCUGACCGUGGCCGCCGGCUGCCUCGGUACUACUUUCCCCUUCCUGAGCCGGGCCGGAGCUCUGCGCUCCAAAACCGCCCGGGAGUCCUCCGUCUGAUCAACCAGCUGUCAAUCAAACAGAGGAGGAGGGGUUAAUGACAGAAACCAUGGACAAUGUCUGUUGAACCGGUUCACUAAACCCAGCUGCACCAGGUUUAUGUGACCUGGGUUCUGGAAAGAUUGGAGGUGGGUCCAGGCAGAGCUGCACGCACACACACACACUCUGAGGUCUAAGACUAAGCAGUCGAGUCCGAGUCAGACUGAGAUCAACAUCCUUUCGUCUUGCUGCAGUGAUGUCACAGUGUUCUGCAUUACAUGCUAACGCUAACAACAGCAGGCAUUUUGUUAAUCUGUCCAACACUCACUGCAGCCAAUCAGCAAUCAGCAUUUUCCUUUUUCUUCUUCUGCAGUUAUAAAACACAAAAACUAAGUAGAGUAUUACCUGAAUGAGCCCCCCCCCGAUUCGCUGGACAGUGGAGAGCCUGAUGAUGUCACAGGUCGAGUGAGGGAGCGGGUCAGUUCACGAUCAGUGAUGUGAACACCAAAACCAGGACCAGAAUCAGUGCUAAUGUGAAAUCAGAUGGCCUCUGAAUAUCAGCUGACUAAUCUUUACCUGAUUUGUUGAACCUCAGUCCAUAAUCAGUCAUGACAUCAGACUGUCAGGACAAAAGACUGGUCCAGGUCCUCCACAGUCUUCACUGAUGUCAUCACUGCUGUCUCUCCUGAGUGGAGGUCCGGAGAUGGAGGUCUGGACCAGUCGAAUGGAGCACAUUAAAGAGGAGGUCUUCAGACUGAGAUCAGACUCGACUGCUGUGACACAAACAGAACAUGAAGGAAUCAACCUCAGAUCCAUCAGAUUUAGAGUUUCGCUGCAUGUUAGCUGUGAAGACUUUUCUGUCCUUCGAGGUGUCGAUACAGUUUGAUCACCUGGUGAGUUCAGAACAAGCAGACUUUAAACAUGUGACAUGUAAAUCUUUAAAACCGUUUGGAGUCCCUAAAACUCUGAACUUUAUUUAUUCUGAGUUUAUAAAUGUCAAAUAUCAACAAGGUGCAAAUCCAAAAAUAUGAACAGGUUACAGAUGAGGAUCAUUCUGGGUGGUGCUGCAUAUACAUACAUAUGUAUAGCUGAGUGUAUAAUAGCAAUGGGCACAAGUACUUGAGUACUCGAUUUAGACACCAGUAUAUAGAAACUCACAUCUUUUUGUGUAUCAAUAACUAAAGAUGAGUGAGAUGAUGUUUUCUGUUUCUUUACAUCAUCAACGUGAUGUUGAUUGUUUAGCUGAAUAGGCCGAAGUGACAGCUGAUUCUGUUUUCCCUUCGAGUCAGGUCUACGCUAACACUAAAGCUAAUGCUAACUUCAUUUCCAACCUUUUUGUCUGUGAGUUCUCAAAUGAAAGAAAGUGACAUCAGUGUUUUUGGUUGACAACUGAAUUUACAAUAACAUUAACAGUUAAAACAUACAGUGUGUGCUACGAGCUACCGCUAGCUGCUGAGUCAGACGAGUUUAAUUCUGGAAACGUUUUUUUAUCGAACAAAGGCAAAGCUGAACAGCUGAACUUUGAAUGUUUGUAUGUGUUGAAAGUUUGGAUCCUCAGAUGUGUACAUAGAUUCAGAGAUUCAUAGAUAAGAUUCAGUGUUUUUUUACUCAUCAGAGAACAGUUGAAUGAAGUGAAGCAGUGUUAUGUUGGACCUGCGAACUGAGCCACAGACUGACUCUGACCUGGUGUUUAACCAUCCUGCUGAACGAAGAAUGAACAUCAUGGAGAACGUGGAACAUUUACAACAGAACAUCAGGAUGGAAGGAAGUCCCUUUACUCAUCAAACAAAGUCGACUGGUCUGGGAUCAGAUUAAUUUAUCACACAGGAAGUCCAUGUAAUACCAGGCGGUCCAGAUGUAGAAAAACUGAUCUGUCGUGUAACUGACGUGAUGCUGCUGCUUGGUGCUUUAUUAUUUAUUGAAUUUGAAUUCAGAAAAACUUGAGUCGUCCUCAGCUCAGUCUUAGAUACUGCAGUAGGCUGGAUGUCACGUCUUUACCCUCUUAUACCCUCCUAAUGUCCUCUGAUACCCCCAUCUGAACUCUCUAAAGUAACAUGCUAAUGAAGGAGUGAAUGUUCCUUCAUCAGAUCUGAUACCCCGAACACCUCCCAUUGCCUCUGAAAGACUCUGAUACCCCAUCAUUCUCUUCUAAUACACUCACACAGACGACAAAGUGGGAACAGGUAAGAGUGGGUGGGAAGGUCAGGUAACUGCGGAGCUGAUGAGGGUGAGUAGGUGGAAGAGGAUGUGAGGUGACCAGGACUAGCAAGAAGGUCUGAGGGCAUCUCGUGGAUAACACAAGGUCUGGGGUUAAAGUUAGAGCCAGUCCUCAUGAAUAAGAGUCCUGACUACCCUCUUUGAGUUUACCUUUUGAUACCUGUCCAGUAUCUCCUGGUGUCUCCUCUCAAAUCUUUUGACACACCUCCUAUACCCUCAGAUACUCCAUCAUACCUGUCCUAUAAUCUCUGACCACUUAUACAAUGUAAUACUAUCCUUUUAUAUGUUCUGAUGCCCUCUAAUUGCCCACCAUAUCCCUCCCGUACCCUCUAAUCAAUCAUUAUACAUUCUGAUGCCACCUGAUACCUAUAAUACUUUCCUCCUGAAACCUCCUGAAUUCACUUCUGCACUCUCUAAUACCUUCCAUACCCCAUUAUACCCUCCUGAAACUCUCUAAUGCCCCCUCUGAUGCUCUUUUCACCCCCUAUCCUACCCCUCUUUCUCUGAGUUCCCAGACAUCUUCUUAAACCCUAUAAAAUCUUGUACAUUCUUCAGUCUCCCAAUAACUUCUGAUACCCCUCCCAUACCCUCUUAUACCCCAUUAUACCCCUUCUGGACUCCUUUUUGAUACUCCAAUACUCGCCCUGUACUCUCAGAUACCUUUGAACGCCCGUUUACCAUCUCUUAUAAUCUAGGAGACUAUCUAAAUCCCUCAUUCUCUCAGAUACCUUCUCAUAGUUUACCCUCUUAUUCCCCAUCAUAAUCAUACUAUACUCAAAGCCCUUAAUGGCCUGAUACAUUUUGAAGCCCCCAAGCCCCUCCUAUAUCCCCUGAUACCCCAUCAUACAUCUUCUAAACCCUUUUCUGAUACCAUCUGCACCCUAUAAUAUACCUCAUGUACCACCUGAAACCUGUCCUUUACUCUCUGAUAUCUUUUAAUACUCUAAUCCUAACCUCAUCAUAUACCUCCUGUGCUCCCUGAAAUGGCCUAGUAUCCUAUUAAAACCUCUAGUACCCUCUAAAACUGUCUCAUGUCCUUUAAUCCUCCUUUAUUUAUUGUAAGGUGUCCUUGGGUGACAGAAAGGCGCCUAUGACAUAAAAUGUAUUAUUAUUAUUAUUAUUAAACCCUGCUGAUACCCUCUAAACCUGCUGAAACCUUCUAAAACCUGCUGAAAACUUCUAAAACUUUUUAAAACCCGCUGAUAACUUCUAAAACCCGUUGAUACCCUCUAAAACCUGCUGAAACCCUCUAAACCCGUUGAUACCCUCUAAAACCUGCUAAAACCCUCUAAAACCUGUUGGUACCCUCUAAACCCAUUGAUACAAUCUAAAACCUGCUAAAACCCUCAAAAACCUGCUGGUACCCUCUAAACCUGCUGAUACCCUCUAAACCCUGCUGAUACCCUCUAAACCUGCUGAUACCUUCUAAACCCUGAUGAUACCCUCUAAACCUGCUGAAACCUUCUAAAACCUGCUGGUAUCCUCUAAGCCUGCUGGUAUUCGCUAAACCCACUGAUACCCUCUAAACCCCAUCAUACCCUUUCUGUUCCUUCUGAAGCCCUGUGCUGCCCCCUGCUGAACGCUCAAUGUCUCUUCAGUCUUUUGGUGUUCAGCUGUAAAUAAACGAUCUAAACCUC